AUGAAUCCGUCGCGUAAUGUCGGAUUACCAACUUCGAAUACCCUUAAAAGAAGAGUAAGAGGAUUUCAAAAAAAAAAUACAGACCACGAACCUGCUAUAACUUUGCUUCCUCUAGAACUAGAUAAUUAUGAUUUCCCAUGGGAUGUAUCUCCAAGGGUGUAUCGUGCGACUGCACCCAAAAGCGCCAAAAAUAGAGAAGCGUCUUCCUUUGUUAUACUCGGAGAAACGUAUAAAUCUCCCGUAGCAUCCAGGCCAGGUUCGCCGUCGGGAAGAAUCAGUCCUUUUCGUGGACACGGAUUUAAAAGUCCCAAAUCAUCAAGGCCAAAUUCAAGAGCGACGACCCCAGGUGCAUCACCUAAAAAAAGGCAAAAUCGUUUAGCAUCGGGUAAAAGUGAUAAGAAGAGUACAAUUUACGACAGAGAACCGUUUAAUAUAUAUGCUGGACUUCCACCAAAAUCACCCAUGAGAAAUGUUAAAUCUCAACCGACGAAUAACGAUGCUUCACAUACUUCAAAAGCAUUGCCAAAAAAAUCUGAUAAUGAUAUGACAUCAGAAAGUUUGGAAAAUCAAACGGUUGGUAAUUUAAUGAAAAAUAAUGAAGAAGAAGAAAAAGAAGAAGUUGAAAAUAUAACAAUUGCGCAUGAUUUAGAAGAAAAAAAUGAAGUUAAUAAAACGGAAGAUAAUAGCGAAGUUAUUGGAGAAAUAGAAAACAAUGGCGAGAAUUAUGAGGAAAACAAAGGAAUUCAAAAAAUAAUAGAGAAUAGUUUAAAUAAUGAAAAUGAACAAAUAAUAAUAAUUGAUAACAAUGAAAAAAUUAAAAAAUCACAAGGGAAAACUAUAAUGAAAAAUAACGUUGGUGGUAAAAAAAGUGCAGGCGAUAGGCGUAAAACACCUGAAAUGGCAAAAAAACAUGGAGAUGUUUUACCUCAAACGGACAAAAUAAUGCCUAUUGAAUAUUAUAAAGAUGCGCAAAUAAGAAAAUUAAGUCCGGUUUCGCCGAGGCCAAAAAGCAAAAGUAAAACGGAAAAAAACGAUUCGAAUUUACAUGAAAAAAAAAAUCAAAAUGUUAAAAAAUUUGAAAAACCACCGAUACCCCCGAGAAAAACCGGAUUAAAACCAAUAUUAAAAUCAAACGAUAAUAAAAGUAUGACGUCUAAAAGAAGCAAAAAUACAUUUUCUUCUGGAAAAGAAAAAUUAAACGAAAGGAUUAAAAAAAAUAAUGAGGGUAAUGAUAGUAAUCAUUUACAAAAAAAAACGGAAGAAAUUAGUGUCGCCGAUAAUGAAGAAAAAGAAAAAGAAAUGAAAUCGAAACCUUCCGUCGAAUCUCCGUUAAAAAUAAUACCUGAUAAAAAUAUCAAAGAGGAAAAAAAAAAAAGUAAUGAAGAAAACACUCAGAAGGAAGAGAAUAAAGAUGAUGAGGGAAAAAAUGAAAAACUCGUACCGUGUUACCAACCGGACAAAUGUAACAUAGCUCCACCAACAAUGGCUUCACCAUCGCCCAUAAUCACUCCUUCCAUCAGCACACCAUCAACUUCCGCGGACCUUGCCUUGAGCUCGACUCAAAAUUCCCAAUCGAUAUCAACGGCCCCCACCACCGUUACAUCCAGCGGAAUGAAAUCAGUUUCCUCUACGGUAGUUUUAAACGAGGAUUUGUCCAGAAAAGAAAACGAAAUAACACAAGUCGAAACCGAUUCCGAUAUUAGUUUAAUAAAAAAAAAACCACCCUCAGCGAGUUCUGUAAUAUCGUUGAAAAAAGAUAACCUCAUCAAAGACGCCGAUAAAAAUUCCGUUAACAUGGUUAAAGCCGGUACUAAAAUUCUUGUUAAAGAAAAAUCAUCCGGAGAAAUAACAUCUGGAACGAAAGUUAUCAAAGCGGAACCGGAUAUGGAAGUUCUUAGUCCGAAUAAUUUAAGAAAUUCACCCGGGAGGAUGGAAACGAUGAAUUUACCAGGAGCAUGGGAUGAAGAAAGUGACCUCAAACAUGAAGGAUUAAUUUUUUUAGUCGUGUUUAUUUGA
Molecule: messenger RNA, 2016 nt
Organism: Pediculus humanus corporis (human body louse)
Lineage: Eukaryota; Metazoa; Arthropoda; Insecta; Psocodea; Pediculidae
Exons: 2
Coding region: 1-2016 (671 amino acids)
Source: RefSeq, a predicted model, not a curated record